AUGCCAUAUUCAAUUGUCCAUUUUUUUGGUGACAACUCGAUUGAAACUGUCCCUGAGCAUUGGAUAGACAAAAAAAAUGGCACUUGUGCUUGGCCUAACAAAAGUAAAACCGCUUCACGGCUUAUUGAAAAAAAAUGUAUGCCUAACCAGAUUGAAUAUACAUAUUUAAGAUGCAGAGAAUUAUGUAAAGGAAUUGAUUCAUUAGUUGAAGCUAAAACUAAAUCUAAAAAAGCUUUGUACAUGUCUGAUUUAUCGUCUACAGAAGAAACAGUUUCAGCUAACGAACGCCAUAAAGAAAUUAUAAUAUCUUCUCCUACUUUGUCUACAAAUUCAUGCCCAUUGUUUUCAGAUUCUGAUAAUGAUCUAGCAUCUAAAAAAUCUAGCACUAAACCUAAGUUUAGUACAACUAUGAUUGGCUCUGAUAAUAAUGAACAUUUUAGUAGUUGUUCUCCAUUGCCAAAAUUAUUAAAUGAUUAUCCUCAUGAAGCCAUUAUUGAUGAUUCUGAAUAUAAACAGAGGUAUAAUAAGGAACCUAACUAUUCACCACCUGUCACAAGUGAAUCACUUAAAACCAUUGAUUAUAACAAAACUAAAAAGCAAAACGGUUGGUCGCCAUUAAAAUUGAGUAGUCCAGAUAAAAAUGUUAAAGAUAAUAAUAAAAAGCCCCAUUUAAAAAAACAGUGGUCAUCCAAAGAUACACCUUCUACAUCAACUUUUAAAUCAUAUAGUGGAAGAGAGUACAGUCACAGUGAACCUUUCCUGUCAAAAAGAAACGUUAAAUAUUCAGGUAAUAGUGAGCCAAUAUUUAAAAGAAAACCAUCAUCCACAUAUACACCAACCGCAAAUUUGGAUUCAUUAAGUAGUAAAAAACAACUUGGUCCAUAUUCAAAAAUUAAUGACAACAAAAAUUCUGUAGUGCGAGAAUUAUUUUCUAGCUCCAAUAAGCCUGAGGAUGAUGAACCAUCUUUCUCACAUACUAACUGUUUCGGUAAAAAGAAAAGUUAUCAUGUAAAACAGGAUGAUGGUCCAACCGGUGGCGUCAUAGCUGAAGUUACACCUCAACGCUAUUCAAAUGAUUUUCAAAAGCAGGUAUUACGUAUGCUUACAUACUUGACAAGUGAAGUACGAUAUUUGGAAUCUGGACAAUCAGAAAUACUUAGAAAAAUCGAAAAUGCAGCAUCUGACAACAACUUCAGUAAUUCAGAAACAUUAUCAGAAAGUCUAUUCAAAGACCUUACAGAUUGUCCAUUACCAAUUGACAAUAUAUUCGAUCUUAACAAACUUGAAGAUAAAUUAUCGGAAGAUAAAUGUUUUCGUAACAAAUUGGUUAAUGAAUUAUCUUGCACAGGAGGAAAAAAUUUAAAAUUAAUGGUAAAAAGAAUUAUGAAUAAAUUAUUUACUGAUAAACUUAUGUCCCAAUAUUCGUUUACUGGGAAAAAAGGGAAAAACAAAUUCAACAGUUUGUUUGUUUGUGCUGUUAUUUUUGAUUCUAUUAAAAAAAGCAACAAAUCUUGCAAAACUGCAUCGGUUGAUGAAAUUGAGGAAAGAAUAAAAUAUAAUUUGGCACAAGCACCAUUCAAUAAAAAAAAUGUUUCACAAAAUUAA
Messenger RNA from Macrosiphum euphorbiae (potato aphid), 1605 nucleotides. Lineage: Eukaryota; Metazoa; Arthropoda; Insecta; Hemiptera; Aphididae. The record is from the annotation of a GenBank genome assembly.